Molecule: messenger RNA, 741 nt
Organism: Mollisia scopiformis
Lineage: Eukaryota; Fungi; Ascomycota; Leotiomycetes; Helotiales; Mollisiaceae
Product: glutaredoxin
Exons: 3
Coding region: 364-672 (102 amino acids)
Biological process (GO): cellular response to oxidative stress
Cellular component (GO): nucleus; cytoplasm
Molecular function (GO): glutathione disulfide oxidoreductase activity
Source: RefSeq, a predicted model, not a curated record
UGGAAUCAUCGCUGGCUUGUUCCAAAUGCUGACCGUGAGCUGCCAGCAAAGCGGUGGCUUGCUGCAACCUUCCAUUCACAAGUCCAGAAUCAGACCCCGACAAGGUGAUGACAAAGCCGUUGCCCGCUGGGCUGGGACUCGAGACCCUUGCGUCAUUGCCGAAAGGAAAGCAUUCCACUGCUGCUCCUCCCAAUCACCAUACUAAUCAAAAUUACCGGUGCAUUCGCCAUUGUCUACAAAUAAUUCCCACCCCUCAUUCCACGAUAAAGAAGACCCCUCUCCCAUCGACACCCGCUUCACCAGUUGCCCACCAUUUCGUUCUUACGCCGAUUCUUCAGUUCGACUUCUGUCAACCCCGCCAACAUGUCUGCAGCAAAGACCAAGGCCCAAAACAUCAUUGAUGAGAAUGCAGUUGCUGUCUUCAGCAAAUCGUACUGUCCGUACUGCAAAGCUACCAAGCAACUCUUGAAUGACAUGGGAGCCAAGUUCUACGCCAUCGAGCUUGAUCAAGUUGAUGAUGGUGCCGAUAUCCAAGCCGCAUUGAAGGAGAUCAACGGCCAGACUUCUGUGCCCAAUAUCUACAUUAAGCAACAGCACAUUGGAGGAAACUCGGAUCUUCAAGCUGCCAAGGGAAAGCUUCCUGAGCUGUUGAAGGAUGCUGGAGCCGUCUAAGUGGCAAGAUCUGGGAGGAUACACUCAUUAAUCGUCUAGAACAAUGAAUACAGAUUGCAAAGUCUACUU